AUGGGGUCCUGGCUCUCUUCCCCGGCCGCCGACGCCGAGGCUGACGCCGCCGCUGUCGGCUUCCGUUCCCAUGCCCGCCAGGCAAAACAGCGUCGCGACGCCAGCCAUGCUCGCAUAUACACCCUCUUCGCCCUCGGCCAUUACAACUCCAGGAACAAGGAUGCUAUGUUCGAGCCUGCCGCGGAGCCCGUGGAAGAACCCAAGACCGCAUGCGUCGGUUUCAGACAAGAUUUCUGGUACCAUGUCGGCUUUUGGGCUCGCCGGAGGGACGCCGCCACCAACGAGGAGCAACAGUACUUCUUUGCCGAACUACGCUUUGAGCGCCGCACCAGACGUCUAGUCGUCGAAACAUGCGCUCUCUUGGAAAAGCCGCUCUGUCGUUUAAAAAGCAGUUGUGCAUUUUGCCCGGAUAAUUUUCAGAUUUUCCACCCAAGCUGCAGCGAGUUUACAUGUGGAAAGAAGAGGCACAAAAGGAAAUUCUUCAGGGAGAGAGAGAUGCUUGGCAGGGCUUUCAUGCUUAGACACGCUCAACAAUACAAAACCUUUAGGUAGGAUAGAAAGAUUCAACUCUUUGCUAGGCUUCCCAACCUACAUUUGGAUAUAGCUAUGUAAUGUGGCAACUAUUAUCAAUGAAAAAAAAGUUAUCGAAGCAUGCUGACUUGGGAUCUAGUUUCGAAUAUCUCGCCUCGAGGAAGCUAGCGAUGAAAGAGGAUCGUUGAUUGGAUUAACUUUAUAGAAUCGCUUGGA
This is a messenger RNA of Triticum dicoccoides, 747 nucleotides long. RefSeq lists its product as uncharacterized. The transcript has 4 exons. The record is from RefSeq and is a predicted model, not a curated record. The coding region runs from base 1 to 552 and encodes 183 amino acids. Lineage: Eukaryota; Viridiplantae; Streptophyta; Magnoliopsida; Poales; Poaceae.